Messenger RNA from Penicillium alfredii, 1290 nucleotides. Its product is annotated as adaptin-binding domain-containing protein. The transcript has 3 exons. The coding region runs from base 1 to 1290 and encodes 429 amino acids. Gene Ontology annotation, biological process: vesicle-mediated transport. The record is from RefSeq and is a predicted model, not a curated record. Gene Ontology annotation, molecular function: protein-macromolecule adaptor activity. NCBI's taxonomy places the organism in Eukaryota, Fungi, Ascomycota, Eurotiomycetes, Eurotiales, Aspergillaceae.
AUGGCUUCUCCCGCAAAGGCCACAACAUCCCCCGCAAAAGUGCGACACAUCACCAAGCCACGCCGCCUGCUCAUCCUCUCGCCAACUUCGCAAUCAAUAUCGAUAAUCCCUCCCCUUCUACACUCCCUCACCGGCGUCUCAGUCCAAGACCCUCCCCAGCAACAAAAGACUCACUCCUCUUCCUCAGAGCCAACCGCCCCGCCCCAGUCCACGCCUACAACCACCACGUUCGCCGGGUACACAACACACAGCCCAUUCCGCAUCGAGACAAAAUACUACAGCGCCGAGGUCCCAGUCUGGGUCGACGAAAUCCCACUCGAGACCGAGCAACCUACCACUACGACUACCAGUACCACCGCCACCAAGACAAAUGCAUCUACAAACCCCACGGUGCAGCAGUGGCAAACCGAAUUCCUGAGCGAGGAAGCAGAUAUCGUGCGCGAUGCCGUCGGUGCACUAGUUGUGUGCGCGCACAAUCCACAGAAUCCAGAUCCAGAUCCGAGUGGCGGGACGACCACCGCAGACUCGGUAGCCAACCGGCCGGAUGUGCGCGCGCUGUGCGAGCUAGUGCGCGGCGUCGGCGCCGUCAAGGAGCGCAUCGACGAGGAGCGUGGGGGCGUCGGUGAUGUGCCUAGUGUGUUUGUGCUUGUUGGGGGUGGGAAUGGCGCUGUGUCGCGGUCCCAGCAAACACCGUCGAGUGGGUCGGCGCAAACGCAGCCGGAUCUGGAUCUUGGGGUGGAUGACACGGAUCUCGGGGGUGGUGCAGAGGAUGCGCCGCUCUCAGUGGGGUGGUGGGAGGACCGGUUGUUUGAUAUGGGGUUGUUGGGGUGGGAGGUUGUGGAGUGGAACCCGAAGGAGCAGAGUACAGAGACGAGGCGGAAUCAGUCUGGGGAACUCGAGGGCAUGCCGCGCAUCAAAGAGGUCCUCGAAACACACGACUGGACUGCUUCCAGCGACGAUCCCCAUCUGGACCCCGAUGCUGGAGCUGAUAUCGACGAUGACCUCGAAACAGAAUUGCUGGGUUUUGGUGGCUCUACACAUACACGCGGCUUUAAUGACGAGGUGCAUGAGCUUGAGCGUGAAAUGCUCGGUUUGCGCAUGGCUAUUGAGCGGGGUGGAGGGGACGGCGAGGAGGAUCAGGCCGGGGGCGAUGACGAGAUCAAGGUUGAGUCUAUGGAAGGGCUGAUGAUGCGGAUGCAAGCAAUUCGAGAUAUGAGCUUUGAACUGCCGGAAAGCGAGCGCAAGAGGUUCGCAGCCAAAGCUGUGCAAGAUAUUAUGCGAGAAAUAUAG